AUGUUCUUCUCUUGCGAAGAAGUUCAAACAGGGAAAAUAUACAUCUCUGUGAGUAGAGAGGAGUACCCUGUGCACUCAGGGUCAUUUGGACGGGUGAAAUGUGCAAAAUAUCUGAAAUCCCGGGGCGUUUCACUAGAAGACACAACCCAAGUUCCUCCCCGAGUGGCAAUCAAGAUAUUAAAGAAGGCCAGCAUCAUAAAGUUGAAACACGUUGAUCAUAUACUCAACGAAAAGGCUAUUCUUUUGGGGCUGGAUCACCCACUCACGGUUCGCUGCUUCGGGACCUUUCAAGACCCGCGGUAUUUGUACCUUGUGAUGGAAUUUGUCCAAGGAGGAGAAUUCUUCACUCACCUGCGAAAGAAAAAGCGCUUUGAGAACGACGUGGCGAAAUUCUACGCUUCGAUGAUUGUAGACAUCUUUGACUACCUGCACGCUGACAACAUCAUUUACAGAGAUUUGAAACCUGAAAAUAUGCUUCUUGACCGUGACGGCUACGUCAAGCUCACAGACUUUGGUUUCGCCAAAGUCGUGGAAUUCCGCACGGAUACUCUUUGCGGUACUCCCGAGUACAUUGCCCCAGAAGUGUUGCUCAACAAGGGUGCGUGA
This is a messenger RNA of Eimeria mitis, 606 nucleotides long. Its product is annotated as AGC kinase, putative. The record is from RefSeq and is a predicted model, not a curated record. Gene Ontology annotation, molecular function: ATP binding; cAMP-dependent protein kinase activity. The coding region runs from base 1 to 606 and encodes 201 amino acids. Gene Ontology annotation, cellular component: cAMP-dependent protein kinase complex. Lineage: Eukaryota; Apicomplexa; Conoidasida; Eucoccidiorida; Eimeriidae. The transcript is spliced from 4 exons. Gene Ontology annotation, biological process: signal transduction; peptidyl-serine phosphorylation.